GCGGAAGCAAUGCCCUCUUUCUUUCACGCAGUCCGUAAAGCGUUGUGUCACCUUGUCUUUAAACCAGUUGUUUGGCAAUCCUUGGAAGCACUGCAAAGAUGCCCAGGGAAGACAGGGCUACGUGGAAGUCCAACUAUUUUAUGAAAAUCAUUCAACUUCUGGAUGACUUCCCCAAGUGUUUCAUCGUGGGUGCUGACAAUGUUGGGUCUAAGCAGAUGCAGACCAUCCGUGUUUCUCUGCGUGGGAAGGCUGUUGUCUUGAUGGGCAAGAACACCAUGAUGCGCAAAGCCAUUCGAGGACAUCUGGAAAACAACCCUUCCCUAGAAAAGUUGCUCCCUCACAUCAGAGGGAAUGUUGGUUUUGUUUUCACCAAAGAGGAUUUGGCAGAGGUCCGCGACUUGCUGUUGGCUAACAAGGUGCCAGCAGCAGCUCGUGCUGGGGCUAUUGCUCCUUGUGAUGUUACUGUGCCAGCCCAGAACACUGGUUUGGGCCCUGAGAAGACCUCAUUCUUCCAGGCUUUGGGUAUCACUACCAAGAUCUCCAGAGGUACCAUUGAAAUUCUAAGUGAUGUUCAGCUGAUCAAGACCGGAGACAAGGUUGGAGCCAGCGAAGCUACUCUGCUCAACAUGUUGAACAUCUCCCCUUUCUCCUAUGGCUUGAUCAUUAGGCAGGUCUAUGACAAUGGUAGUGUGUACAGUCCUGAAGUACUGGACAUCACAGAGGACAGUCUUCAUCAGCGAUUUAUUGAGGGUGUAAGGAACAUUGCCAGUGUUUGCCUGCAGAUUGGCUACCCCACUGUAGCCUCCAUCCCCCAUUCAAUUGUUAAUGGAUACAAGAUGGUCCUGGCAGUUGCAGUGGAAACGGACUACUCCUUCCCAUUGGCUGAUAAGGUCAAGGCUUUCUUGGCUGAUCCUUCUGCAUUUGCAGUGGCUGCACCUGCUGCGGUUGAGACAGCUGCUGCUGCCACCACUCCAGCUCAAGCUAAAGAAGAGGCAAAGGAUGACUCUGAGGAAUCAGACGAUGACAUGGGCUUUGGCCUCUUUGAUUAAGCCAUGUCUUUCAUCUUCUCUGAUGUAAUAAAUAUCAAAAUAAAAAAUUUUAUUGAAAAAUCUUUUCCACA
This is a messenger RNA of Erpetoichthys calabaricus (reedfish), 1120 nucleotides long. It is a transcript of the gene rplp0, whose product is annotated as ribosomal protein, large, P0. Gene Ontology annotation, cellular component: cytosolic large ribosomal subunit. The transcript has 8 exons. Lineage: Eukaryota; Metazoa; Chordata; Cladistia; Polypteriformes; Polypteridae. Gene Ontology annotation, biological process: cytoplasmic translation; ribosomal large subunit assembly; ribosome biogenesis. The record is from RefSeq and is a predicted model, not a curated record. Gene Ontology annotation, molecular function: large ribosomal subunit rRNA binding; structural constituent of ribosome. Bases 99 to 1049 code for a protein of 316 amino acids.